Messenger RNA from Spodoptera litura, 1403 nucleotides. RefSeq lists its product as uncharacterized. NCBI's taxonomy places the organism in Eukaryota, Metazoa, Arthropoda, Insecta, Lepidoptera, Noctuidae. The record is from RefSeq and is a predicted model, not a curated record.
CGUCCCAAGUUUUUAUUGCAAAUGUUUACAAAUAAAAGUCCAUUUGUGCUAAAAUCUAUUUAUUAUUAAACAUAGUGAUCAUUUCCGCCACAGGCAGUGUAGUGUACGCUAAAUUGUGCUAUAUAAGGGCUGCGUCUAUAGGACGGCAUUCCGGUGAUUGGUGAGCAACAAUUUCAGAACUACCCGCCACAGUAAUUAUACUUGAGGGAACGACCCCACAUAACAUCUACUCGCUAAGUUGCUACCAACGCCAUCUGUUAGUCGUCUCCGGCAACACCCGAAAUUCAUCGAAGAUGCCGGGCGUUAAAUGCGGAGGUUGUGGGCGUUUCAUAGCAACGCAGGAUGGUGCCAAAUGCAGCAAAUGCCACGAUUUAUACCAUCGGGCAUGUGUGGGCAUCGCCACAAAAGCUGGGAUUGCACCGAAUUGGCGCUGUCCCGAGUGCAAAAAACAUAUUGCCCGGGACAACCGGACGGAAACCCCCGUCAGAGGUUCUGCGCAGAGCCCCCCUACUGAUGGCGCGGGGAUGUCUACUGAGGCAGAGCCCGAUAUGUCGAGAAGCCCUAGUGAUACUGCCUCUGCACCCCUCUCUGGGUUGUCUGUUGCGGCGGACACCAAUUUGCAUGCGAUUGUUGUGGAGCUUCGGGCGGUGCGAGACGAGAUUAGGGGGUUUCGGAGGGAGAUGGAGGUGGAGAUGGCGCAGCUGAAGGCCGCCCUGGGUUUUUGCAGCACGCGUAUGGACGGUUUGGAGGCCAGAGUUGACAAACUGGAGCAGCAGGCCACCGCCGCUACAGGUUCCACGAGCUCUGCCUGCCUGGAAAAGGUUGUGGAGGACUUGAAGAGGGAGCUCAACAGCAGGGACCAGGACGUCCUUGCCAACGACAUAGAGGUGUCAAACAUGCCGGAGACAGGGGCGGAGAAUCCUGCUCAUGUUAUCAAGGCAAUUAGUCACAAGCUCGGGGUCAGUAUCAACGACUGCGACAUUGUUAGCGCGGAGCGGGUCGGUGGGAGGCAGCUCAACGUGACGAGCUCGACGGGACCGACUGAGUCUCGCCCGCGGCCACUAGUUGUGCGCCUCGCUCGCCGGGACUUGCGAGAUCGACUUCUGGCGGCGGCGCGAGUCCGGCGGGGUGCGACCACUGCCGACCUCGGCAUGCCCGGCCCGGCGCAGCGCUUCUUCAUCAACGAGCGGUUGACGAAGGUUAACCGUCAGUUGUUUCGGAGGACGCGAGACGCUGCCCUCGUCCAGAAAUGGAGGUUUGUGUGGACAAAGCAGGGCCGCAUUUUCACCAGGAAGGAGCCGGGAGACAGAGCGCAGAGGAUCCGCACCGAUGAGGACUUAUCCCGUAUUUUUGGCACUGCAAAUGAAACGGCUUGUUUGUAAUUGUAUUUAUGUACACAUUUA